This is a messenger RNA of Homarus americanus (American lobster), 2339 nucleotides long. Its product is annotated as probable glutamate receptor. The record is from RefSeq and is a predicted model, not a curated record. The coding region runs from base 108 to 2018 and encodes 636 amino acids. Gene Ontology annotation, molecular function: glutamate-gated receptor activity. Gene Ontology annotation, cellular component: membrane. NCBI's taxonomy places the organism in Eukaryota, Metazoa, Arthropoda, Malacostraca, Decapoda, Nephropidae. The transcript is spliced from 14 exons.
UGCUGCUGUUAACUCUCACCUGCCAGACACACACACACAUGUACGCCACCUCACCUGUAAUCAGUCUUACCAUAUAUACUGACAGAUAUUAGCCUACAGCCGGGGUGAUGACGGCGGCUGCGGCCUCACUGCUGUUGGUCCUGACUGUCUGCCUGACUGUCGCCCAGCUGCCUCGCCCUCAGGGUGCGGGAGAGACGCUGAGCGUGGCGGGGGCGGCUGUGGCGGCUGUGGCGGCCACAGUGUGGCGGCCUCGCUGCUCCGUCAUCCUCCUCACAGACGGCACCACCUCCUCCACCACUGUGUUCACGGAGCUGGGAGGGCUGGGAGCCCCCUGGGGGGUGACGGUGUUCCAGGUGGCAGCAGAAGGCAAAAGUCCAAACAUGACGGAGGCGCUGCUGUCCCGGCUGGUGGCCCAGGCUCGACGGGUGAGACAGGUGUCGUGGUGCGUGACGGUGGUGGUGGUGAGCGACGACUCAGCCUUCCUCGCCGCCUCGGCUGAGUGGAUCUUCAAGGGCCGCCUCCUGGUGUGGACCAACAGGCUCCUGGCCGUCACCCGCCGGCCUCUCUCUCACCUCCGCCACCUCCACACCUCCUUCUCCAUGAUGAACGCCAUGUUGCUCCUCCUGGACGACACCUCCGGUUACCCCAGGUGUGUGGUGUACGUGCACCUGCCCUACAGUCCUCAAGUAGUGGAGGUGGCUCAGUGGUCGCCCCGCCGUGGCCUCAUCCUUACCUCACACCACACACUCUUCCCUGAUAAGUUCGCCAGGCUGGUGUACGGGCCGGAGUUCGUUGUAGCAUCUGAGGAGUUCCCGCCGCAUGUAGUCAACAACAUGGCCCCGUCACCUCAACACCCUCACGUCUUCACGGGUCCUCUCGUUUACCUCCUCGACCUGUUGGCUCAAACUUGUAAUUUUACGUACACAUUCUCGCGGCCUUCUGACGGUGCGUGGGGAACUAAACUCCCAGACGGGUCCUGGACGGGUAUGGUGGGCAUGGUGGGUAGACAGGAGGCUGAUCUUGGUCUGGGUCCAUUUGGUGUAAGUGCUACCCGAGCCGAGAUGGUUGACUUCACGAGGUCAAUACUCAUCGACAACCUGAGGAUCAUGGGUGGGUUAGGGCAUCCAGAGGUAGACCCAUGGGGGUUCUUACUCCCUCUGGCGCCCCUGGUGUGGGUGUCCAUCCUGGUGACGCUGGCGGUGGUGCUGGUGGCCGUGUUUCUGCUGUCUCUCUGUUUUCUUCCUCAGCGUCAUAAUCGACUCGAAUGGUUCCUGGACAUUUUCUUCUCAUUCAUUCGAGUUUUGUUCCAGCAAGACGCCUGGGUGACUGGUGGGUGGUGGUGGGAGAGACUGGUGCUAGGGGCGUGGAUGUUGAUGGUGCUCGUCUUGAUACGGAGCUACGCGGGCACCCUCAUGUCUAUUCUGGCGGUGAGAUACAUCCCUCAGCCCUUCCAGUCACUCAGAGAACUCCUCGACGACCGCUCCACCACCAUGAUCUGGGAAGUCGGCACGGUCUAUAUGCAGUACCUUCAGGCUGUCAAGACUGGUAUAUUUAGUGAAGUAAUGGCGUCUGAGAAUGACGGCAGACUCAAGCUGGUGCUAACGACGGAGUACUUACACAUGGCGGAUACCCUAGUAACGGAGGGACGCCACGCCCUUGUUAUUGAAGACCUUACUGGGAAAGUCAUCAUGGCGGAUCAUUUUUCUCUCAUAGGUGAGUGUAACUUCUACCAGUCUCGGGAGGUGUUCUUGCCUGUGUUCCUUAGCAUGAUAGGACAGAAGAACCACCCUCUUGUUCCUGCCUUGAAUAACAGAAUAAAAUCGGUGACUGAAGCGGGACUUUACGGGUAUUGGAUGAAACAUCUGAGCAUCAACUCCACCAGAUGUAUAAGACCUCCUACCAAGAUUACCGUUAAUAAUUCCCUCUCCGUCGCUAACCUCUGGGGAAUGUUUGUGAUGCUAGCUGGUGGUCAUGUCCUAGCCCUGGUGGUGUUAGGAAUCGAGUUACUUUCUCUCUGAUUCCUUUCCACCUAGAGUUCUUCACCUUCCGUCUUUCUGCCUUGAUGAUCACCCUAUAACUGAGUCUUCAAGAGCUAACACAGCACUAGUAACCUGCAGUGGGUAGUGGAUAUACCUCACCCUUCUCUCUCUCUCGGUCAACAUUUCAUUAAUUUUUCCAUUUCCUCGUCUAAUAAAUUCCAAUAAAAUGAUAAUUGUUUACUUACUAUAAUAAAUCCUUCUAUGUUGAUCUAUUCCGGGUAAUGUUGGUUAUAUGAGCCAUGUGAGACGGUGGUUGAGUUAUGGCUUGUGUCUGUUGUCCCGUCCACCAUAUUGACGAGA